Molecule: messenger RNA, 4027 nt
Organism: Catharus ustulatus (Swainson's thrush)
Lineage: Eukaryota; Metazoa; Chordata; Aves; Passeriformes; Turdidae
Product: G-protein coupled receptor 12-like
Exons: 3
Coding region: 1514-2563 (349 amino acids)
Biological process (GO): G protein-coupled receptor signaling pathway
Cellular component (GO): membrane
Molecular function (GO): G protein-coupled receptor activity
Source: RefSeq, a predicted model, not a curated record
UAAGUAUCACACUCACAUGCUCGAAUAUUUUGCCUCAUAUUCUGCAGGCUGCCAGUGUUCCCUGUGGCUGAAUGGCAAUUUAGGGAAACACAGUCACUCCUGAUGAGGCACUCAGCCAGAGCAGCACAUACAGCUUGGGAGAAGGAGUAAAACACAGUGCAAACCCCUUUAAUUUGGAAAAAAACCCCAACCUUUUCCCAGAAGCCUUGCUCAGUGACAUAUGGUGACACAGCAUGUGCCAGCAAAGGUGCUCCAAAACGUGUCCCUCUGGCUCAGGAAAGGACUUGGAGCAAAACCAUUCGUGUGGUGAUGAUAUCACUGAUGGAAGGAGCAAAAAUCCUCCCCCUGGCUUGGCCUGAGUGUUUGUUUGGUGGAGGAGAAGUCAGAGCGAGCCUUGGAAUCGUUCCUUCCCUCCUGGCACAGCCAGGCAUUGUCCCCACAAGUCAGAAACGUUCCCUGCAGGUGUAACAGCAGCAGGGCAGUGAGACACGGUGUCCCCACCGUCCCCAGGCUGGACAAGGCAGGGAGAGCUCACCCGGGGCAGGAAGGUGUUCAGGUGUUCCCUGGUGCCAAAGACCCGCCCGUGGCUCGGAGAGGUAACACGGAUUGCUGCGGUGAUGGCACAGCUCACCCUGCGAGCCAGCACCUGAAGGGGCCCAUUCCAGCUACCUGGGGAGAGGCUUUUCGGGCAAACCCGCUGUUUUUCCACAGAGCUGGAUGAUUUUACCAGCCACACUCCUGCCUGCCACCCUCCAGCUCCUCCAGUGCCUUUGGCAUCAGCACCUCAACCAUCCCAAACCCACCUUCCCCCCCACCAGGCCGGGAUGCUGCAGAUGGGAGAAUUUCCAUCUUUCCAGUGGCAGCAGCGAGAAAAUGGCCUCGUUUCCACCAGGAAUUAUGCAAAGCUGUGGAAUGUAGGGCUUCACGCUCUCCCCGGCGGCGCACAGCCCCCGACGGCCCCGUUUUGGGGAGGCUGAGCGCUCGUUUGGCACCCUGAUUAGUCAGCACUGCUAAUUAUAGCUGUGCUUCUCCUCCUCAGAGCUCCUCGAGCACCGUUGGAGUAACAGGGAACAGCGGAACGGGGCUGGAUCCGCUCGCUGCGGAAAAGACACCGGGAUAAACGGAAUGCGGGGGAAUGUUCCGGCAGCGGGGCUCUGAGCCCGGCUCGGGGGUCACGAGGCGCUGAGCUCAUGGAUUUGUCAGCCCAGCCACAGGAUGCUCCCACAGCGCUGGGGAAAGCUGAUGGGAUGCCGGGAGGUGAUGACGUUUCCCCGAAGAAAAGAGACUUGGAUCAUGAAUAUAAGUGAAGACUUUGACGUCAGAGUUGAGAUUUAUCAGCAGAUCCAAUGGGGCAGGAAUAUUAAGUGCAAGUCGAUGCCAGCUCUCUGCCAACGCUAUUAGCGAUGCUCGCCGAGGAAUGAGGAUUCGCACCAAGGGCUGGAAGGACCGGCGAGGAAAAAAAUAAAAAACGGGGUGGGGGGAGCAAGCUGAUCCUCGAGCAUUAAAACCAGCGAUGCUGCACGGCCCCGCCGCCAUGGGGGAGCCGUGGCCGCCGCAGCAGCAGCAGCAGCAGCGGCUCCCGGGGCUCGGCAACGCCUCGGAGCCCCCAGCCUGGCCCUCGGCGGCGGCGGCCGGGCCGGGCACGGCGGCACCGGGCGGCGGGGCCGCGGCCGCGGGCUCCGUGAGCCCCUGGGACAUCGCGCUGUGCGCCACGGGCACGGCGGUGGCGGGCGAGAACGCGCUGGUGCUGGCCGUGCUGUUCUACACGCCGAGCCUGCGGGCUCCCAUGUUCCUGCUGAUCGGCAGCCUGGCGCUGGCCGACCUGCUGGCCGGGCUGGGGCUGGUGGCCAACUUCGCCGUGCGCUACCUGCUGCGGCCGCCCAGCGAGGCGGCGGAGCUGGCGGCCGCGGGGCUGCUGCUGGCCGCCUUCUCCGCCUCGGUCUGCAGCCUGCUGGCCAUCACCGUGGACCGCUACCUGUCGCUGUACAACGCGCUCACCUACCACAGCGAGCGCACGCUGGGCUUCACCUGCGCCAUGGUGCUGCUGAUGUGGCUGCUGUGCCUGGGCGUGGGGCUGCUGCCCCUCCUGGGCUGGAACUGCCUGCGGGACCAGAGCUCCUGCAGCAUCCUGCGGCCCGUCACCAAGGACAACGCGGCCGUGCUGGCCGUCACCUUCCUGCUGCUCUUCGCCCUCAUGAUGCAGCUCUACCUGCAGAUCUGCAAGAUCGCCUUCCGGCACGCCCAGCAGAUCGCCGUGCAGCACCAGUUCAUCGCCACGGCGCAGGCCACCUCCACCCGCAAAGGGCUCUCCACGCUGUCGCUCAUCCUCGGCACCUUCGCCCUGUGCUGGAUCCCCUUCGCCAUCUAUUCCCUGGUGGCCGAUUCCAGCUACCCCGCGGUCUACACCUACUCGCUGGCGCUGCCCGCCACCUGCAACUCGCUCAUCAACCCCAUCAUUUACGCCUUCAGAAACCCGGACAUCCAGAAGUCGCUGUGGCUGGCCUGCUGCGGGUGCAUCCCUUCCACGUUCUCCUCCAGACCAAGGACAUCCAGCGACGUGUGAGGACUGAGCACGGAGCCAGAGGUGCUCUCCUGGCUCUCCUCCUCCUUCUCUUUUUCCCCUCUGUCGUUAUUGUUUCCUACCGGGAGGAUUCCCCCUCCCCGGUCAGCACAUCUCGUUCCAUGGAAAGAUGGCCAAAAAGAGAGAAAGAAAAAAAAAAAAGAGCAAAAGGGAAAAAGAAAGAGAGAGAGUAGAAUGAUAAUGGUUUCCUUUAGAAAUGUUAUUUUCUUACACAUUUUAUUUUUUAUUUAAAAACACAAAACACCAAAAAAAAAAAAAAAAAAAAAUGAAAUAAAAAAAAAAAAAAAAAAAAAAAGGAAAAGGAUCCUCGCACGAUGGCGUUUGUCUGCUCUCGGGGUAAGGAGCCAGGGGAGCAGCGGGCCCCAUCCGGGUGCUCCCACGCCUCGGGGGCACAUCCAUGGGAAGGCCACAGGAGCGGGGGGUGGGGACAGAGGUGUCGCACCCCCGGCGGGGCUGGUCCCCACGCGUGGGGUGGCUGUGCCCAUCCCUGAAAUCAGGGCCUGCGAUGCUAUGCAAUAACGGGGGGGGCGCGGGGAGGAGAGCUCCGGCCGGGGGGACACGGUAGAAGGGACACGGCAGCAGGGACAGGGCAGCAGGGACACGGCAGCAGGGACACGGCAGAAGGGACAUGGCAGCAGGGACAUGGCAGGAGGGACACGGCAGCAGGGACACGGCAGCAGGGACACGGCAGCAGGGACAUGGUAGAAGGGACACGGGCACUCCCUGUGCCUCCCCGGCCCCAGAAGCACCGCGGGGUGAAAGACACUUUAGGUGAGGCAUGCUGGGGCUGUCGCAGGGAUGGGGGUACCCAGGGAAUCCAUUCCCUCCUUCCCAAAACCCCCCCAAAAAUGUGGCUGGGGCAGGGCUGGAGGUGUGGGGGUGGUGAGGGCAGCUGGCCAGCACCCCAAAGGCUGGGAGGGCUCUCCUUGGGGUGCUGCCGUCCCCUCUCACACACGAGUUGUUUACAAGGGGUGGGAUUUUCAUCCAAAGAGGGGUCCCGGCUUGCUGGAGGCCCCGAGGGGAAGCCUCUGUCACCACACGUGUCACUGCUGAUGCAGCCGCUGUACCCGCCAGGUCCCGACGCUGCUGUGCUGUGCUCUGUGGUGCUGUGAGCCCAUGAUGAAGUGUCCUUGGUCCUGUGCUUGCUUUUGGCCGGGAGGGGGAAUCGUGCGUUCACUGAUGAAGCAAGGAGAAGCCAAGCCACCCCUAGAGAGGUGGCAGGGCUGGGCUGGGACACCCGGGGCACAGGAGGGCGCUGCCCGGGGUCCUGGCAUGGGGGACCCUCCAGCAGCUGAGUCUGGUAUCCGAAUAUUCCGGAGAAAUUGUUGUGGAGUUGGAGAGGGAGUUUGGCAGGGGUGUGCAGGAAUGACUUCCCACUGCCAGAGGGCAGGGCUGGAUGGGAUUUUGGGCAGGAAUUGUUCCCUGGCACAGGUGCCCAGAGCAGCU